GAAGUACCUGAGUGUGUGCAAAAGACACGUUGGCUGUGGUGUGAAGCAACGUAGCUUCAGAUUUUUUGAAUAAUGAUUCUGUUCAUUAUGAUAUAAUUUUUAAUAUUAUUGUAAUACGUUUAAAGAAAUAAUUUGUUGAAAUAUAUAUUAUUUCAUAAUCUAUGCAUUUUUAUUUAAGAUAUAAUUAUCUUAAACAAAAUGAGAAUUAUACAAUUAAAACGAAAUCGCCUUUUCAAUAUUAUUAUCUGCACAAUAUUUGUUCUUUACGUGUUAUAUAUUGUUGUAAACUAUUUUUCUGAAAAACCUAUCAAUAAUUUAAAAAUAUAUUGGUCUGAUGGUUUAAAAGAUAAACAGGUUCCAAUUCUAUCAAAAGAACUUGGUAACUUUGAACCAAAACGUAUAUCAAUGAGAAAUGGUCCUGGAGAAAAAGGUAAACCUCAUAUUCUUAGGGAUGAUCAACAGAAUGAUGUUCAACAAUCAGAAAUCGAUUAUGGUAUGAAUAUGGUAUGCUCUGAUGAAAUUUCAUUAGAUAGAUUAAUUCCUGAUACUAGAAUGCCUGAAUGUAAACAUUGGAAUUAUCCAGAAAUGUUACCUAGAACUAGUGUAAUUAUUGUAUUUCACAAUGAAGGCUGGUCUGUAUUAAUGAGAACUGUUCACAGUGUUAUAAAUCGUACUCCACCACAAUUUUUGGAAGAAAUUUUGCUUGUAGAUGAUUUUUCUGAUAAAGAUAAUUUAAAGGGAGAACUAGAGUCUUAUAUUGAACGAUGGGGAGAUAAAGUUAAAUUAAUAAGAAAUGAUAAAAGAGAAGGAUUAAUAAGAACAAGAUCACGUGGUGCACGUGAAGCUAAAGGCGAAGUUAUAGUAUUUUUGGAUGCACAUUGUGAAGUUAAUAUUAAUUGGUUACCACCUCUUUUAGCUCCCAUAGCUGCUGACAGAACUGUAAUGACAGUUCCCAUUAUUGAUGGUAUUGAUCACAAGACAUUUGAAUAUCGACCUGUAUAUCAAGAAGGACAUUUGUAUCGAGGUAUUUUUGAAUGGGGAAUGUUAUAUAAAGAAAAUGAACUUCCUGCACGAGAGAAAAAAAUUCGACCUUAUAACAGCAUGCCGUACAAGUCUCCUACUCACGCUGGUGGCUUAUUCGCGAUAAAUCGUGAAUAUUUUUUGUCAUUGGGUGGAUAUGAUGAUGGAUUACUUGUAUGGGGUGGAGAGAACUUUGAACUUUCAUUUAAAAUAUGGCAAUGUGGAGGAAGCAUUCUUUGGGUACCAUGUUCACAUGUUGGUCAUGUAUAUAGAGGUUUUAUGCCUUACACAUUUGGUAAAUUAGCAAAAAAAAAAGGACCACUAAUAACUAUAAACUACAAGAGAGUUGUUGAAACAUGGUUUGAUGACAAAUACAAAGAGUUCUUUUAUACAAGAGAACCAUUAGCGCAAUUACUUGAUCAUGGCGAUAUAUCAGAACAGUUAGAGUUUAAAAGACGAAAAAGAUGUAAAAGCUUUCAAUGGUAUAUGGAAAAUGUAGCUUAUGAUGUUUUUGAUAAGUUUCCAGAAUUACCACCUAAUAUUCACUGGGGAGAAUUACGAAAUGUAGCAACAGGAACAUGUUUGGAUACAAUGAGUCAUUCUCCUCCUAGUUUAAUGGCAACAACUGAUUGCCAUGGAUUUGGUAAUAAUCAGUUAAUUAGAUUAAAUGCAAAGGGUCAAUUAGGUGUUGGAGAACGUUGCAUAUCCGCAGAUAAUCAAGGAGUAAAAUUCGUAUUUUGUCGCUUAGGGACUGUAGAUGGUCCAUGGCAGUAUGAUGAAAAAACAAAAACGCUUUUACAUAGAGUGCACAAAAAGUGCAUGGCACUUCAUCCUCAAACUCAACAAUUAUCAUUAAUGCCAUGUGAUAUCAAUAAUACGUAUCAGCAGUGGUCCUUCCAUCAAGUUCAUCCACAAUGGUGAAGAAACGUAAGUACUGGUGCUACUUAUACUACAUAUGAAACGUUUUAUGCUGAAUCAGAGAUUUUUGGCAAAACUUUACCUAUGCAUUAAUUUUUUUUUAUAUGAUAAAUUGUAGUUAAAA
This is a messenger RNA of Apis florea (little honeybee), 2062 nucleotides long. RefSeq names its product N-acetylgalactosaminyltransferase 7 (gene Pgant7). The record is from RefSeq and is a predicted model, not a curated record. Gene Ontology annotation, molecular function: polypeptide N-acetylgalactosaminyltransferase activity. Lineage: Eukaryota; Metazoa; Arthropoda; Insecta; Hymenoptera; Apidae. Gene Ontology annotation, cellular component: Golgi apparatus. Gene Ontology annotation, biological process: protein O-linked glycosylation.